UCCACCGGUCAUCUGGAAGUAGGAGACGUGCUGCCGAUACCGUGGUGAAUCGGACUUUUUUCUUUUAUGAAAGAGGGCAGAGCAGGAGUUUCCUGUUAAAGCAGAGUUCUGGCCGCAGCCCCGGUCCAGUUUACCGCUACUGAGUCAUGCCGCCCACAGCUUUUCAGGGACCCUUUUGUUGAAAUCACCUGGAGCAUGGAGCCGGCGAGGGAGAAGGAGACCUUGAGGGUUCUGGAGACCUCUCUGUAGUUUGAGGCCAGGUGGUGCGAGGGAGAAACCGCAGUUUUUCUUCGUGUCGGGUUCUAGUAACAGCUCUCCGAAGUCAGUGCACAACAAUUGGAGGAGGAUGAAUGUUACUUCAAGUGGCUCAGCACAGAGGCUCACGGUGCUUUUGUGCUUUGAGGCCGUCACAAAAGAGAAGCAGGCCCUCAGAGCUCCCGGGAGUUUCUUUUCUUUCUUUCCACAUUGAAAAAGGACUGCAGUCUCUUUGUGUAAAGCAGCUUAUCUUGGUCAAAGCACCAGUAGUGACAGCUAAUCUGUUCUUUUCUCUGGAGGAAUAUAUGCCUUUUUUUUCCGCAAGUCUUUCACAGAUUUUGCAGGCUUCCAAAUAAAACCUCUGUUUCUUCCAUAUAUCUCCUGCCGCUGAUGGUAAACAUAUUAGGAUUAGAAACGACCUUCAGGAGUUAUUUCAGAUGCACUGCUCUUUUAGAUUAGAAUUUAAAAAUAAUGAAGCACUGCAUCCGUUUACUGUUGACUGCUCCGUGGCUUAAGUCUAAAAUAGCAUAAAACACUGUUGCAGCGUAAAAUUCCUGUGUAGAAACUUUAAACAACGUAGUAGGUACAGGAUUCUCAAGGGGACAACCGUGUAUUUUAUUUUAAAAACCCCAAUGGUUAUGCAUGCCUCAUUCUGUGAAUGUCAGCUGUAGAUGGCAGAUGAGGAUGAGAAAUGGUACAAUUGUAUUGCCAGUUGCGUCUGUCUUAAUAGGAGCAGGUAGUCCUUCAGGCCUACAGUUGACUCGCUCUGAAGGGAAGCUCCCCUUCCCGCCUGCCUGCCCCUCUCCAGCACACGCCUGCGGUUAAUUGCCGUUCGGAAUGAGAAUGGGGCUCUGCCUGGGGCCCUGCCCUUCCCAGGGAGAGCUGCCAAAGGUCAGGCGCCCAGGGAGGCGGCGCGUGCCGGAGAGCAGCGUCCCGCUCCAGAGCACACGCUCCGGCCCCCCUCCUCCCUGUUCCCGCCUGAGCCGCGCCGGGGAGCGCCAUGCCCGCCGGCUGCCGCCGAGCCGGACGUGAUUGAGACAGCCGAGCCCCCCAGAAAAACCCCCACCUUGGCUGCUCUGCUCAGUCCUGUUGCUGUUCCCGCUGUCUUCCUGGAGUAUGGUGCUGCACGGAAGCACAGCCCUUUUAACCUUGAAAGACAUGUAAAAUUCCUGGUGUAUUUUUCGCCCUGCGGGGAAGCUGGAGGAGCUCAUGGUUUGGGCUGUGGGCGUUGCGAGAGGAAGAGGAGCCUUUUUUGUUUCUGUUACUAUAGCAUCAGUCUGCACUUGCCAGUGUUCCUGUAGGUGCCAAGGACACACAUAGGAAACCCCCUACGGGAGACAGCAGAAACAGGCCUAAGGGGAGUUCUGAUGUGAAAUCCUUUCUGCUGAAGCCGAGUAGAUGAACACACCAAGUUACAUUUUAUCGGAAACAGGGCAAGAUGUUCUAGAUGGAUCAGAGAAACUCCGUUUUAACGACAAUGGGGAAUUCGUAUGCUGGGCAGCUGAAGUCCGCACGCUUUGAGGAGGCUCUUCACAAUUCCAUCGAGGCGUCUUUGCGCUCCAACAACCCGGCUCCGCGGCCGGUCUUCUCGCAGCUGUACCUGGAGCCCGAGCCCUACGCCAGCAGUCUGGAAGAUGUGAAGCCGAAGGUGGAGGGCCUAGAGAAGGAAAUCGCCCUGCACCCCCCCGAGAGGGCGAGCCAGGAGCUGGCGAAUGGACAGGCCUCCAACAGCACGGAGAAUGAAGAGGACAUGGAGGACGAGGACAUGUCUGACACGAGCAGCCCUCCCAUUCCCUACUUGCAAAGGCCUGCCCCGGAGGGCUCCUGCACGCUGGACGGCUUCUGCCAGGCAGGCAAGGACCUGCGCCUGGUCUCUGUGGCGAUGGAGCAGAUCGAGGUCCCGCCCGGGUUCGAGCUGGUCGGGGCCAAAUCGCCCAGCAUCCCUGAGCACAUCCUGGUCUGUGCCGUGGACAAAAGGUUCCUACCCGACGACAGUGGGAAAAACGCACUAUUAGGGUUUUCGGGAAACUGUGUAGGCUGUGGGGAGAAGGGGUUUCGCUACUUCACGGAGUUCUCGAACCACAUCAACCUGAAGCUGGCUACGCAGCCCAAGAAGCAGAAGCACUUAAAGUACUACCUGGUGAAGAGCCCCCAGGGGGCUCUGUGUAAGGGCCCCCCCAUCUGCUGGAAAGAAUGUAAGACAAGACAGCCGUCCAGCAGUGUGUCUUCUGCCAAGCCGAGUUCUUCUACGUCCCAGACUGCCAAGCCAGACAGCGGUGCGAGCAACGGCCCCAGCUCCCCGCCUUGUCUUCACUCAGAUUCUCCACCCAGUCAGACGCAGGCUUCUUCAGCCAUGAGCGUGUUCGGAGGUCAGGACCUGUCGAGGGAUCUCGGCUAUGCGAAGCCCCUGGCCUUGACCUUGCCUCAGGGGAGCAGGAACCCACCUACAGCUCCCGCGGCUCCCCGAGCGGGCGGCUCCGCUCACGGGACGAGCAGCGGAGGCCGGCCGCCCCCGAGCCCCUCGCAGCCCCCGACAUCGGGAGCACAGCCGCUGUGCUCCAGCCUCGGACACCGCGCCCCCGACGCAGCCUCCAUGAGCUCCGGCCCCCCGAAGAAGCGGCACCGCAGCUGGUACCCUGGGUCCCCCGUGCCUGCGCCCCCCACUGCAGUCCCGGUGCCAGCGGUCCGACCCGCCGUCCACCCCUCCGAGGCCCUGCUGCCCCUGGUGUCUGGAGUGCUGCAGCCCCAGGCCCUGCCUGCAGGAGACACUGUCAUUGUCCCCGACAACCUGCUCAACACCUCCUCAGUCAGGCCCGUCAUCCUCAUCGGUUAUGGCACUUUACCUUAUUUCUAUGGCAACGUGGGGGAUGUCGUGGUCAGUCCCCUGCUUGUGAGCUGCUACAAGAACCCCCCAGUGAGCUACAAGACUCUGGAGAGCGUGGGGGUGUCGGUCAGCCAGCUCCUGAGUGUGGAGGACAUGAUUUUGCUCACUGUGCAGUAUCUGGUUCGAUUAGGCCCGGACCAGAUUCCCCUGCGGGAGGAGUUCGAGCAGAUCGCCCUGAAGGCUAUGCAGGGCGAGCGGCCUCUGCAGGAGCAGGGGGUCCCGCAGCCCGGCCCCGGCGCAGCCUCGAUCGCCCCCGCGCAGCUGCCCUGGCUCGCCCGUCUCGCCGCCAGUGUCUCUCAGGACUCGGUGCAGGUGCUUGUCACCCACAGCUCCCUGGGGGAGGGCAUCUCGGAGUCUCUGCGCUCCCUCAGCGAGGUGCCGCCCCAGCAGCGCCUGCCUGACUACGUUGUGGUCAUCUGUGCCUCCAAGAUGCGCGGCAGUGAGUUCUGUGUGCUGGUCUUAGGAAAAUAUCAGUCCAGAGCUCUUGCUGAGAGCAUGCUGACCACCAACGAGUUCCUGAAGGAGAUCAGCUAUGAGCUCAUCACUGGCAAAGUCAGCAUCCUCGCCUCUCACUUCCGAGCCACCUCUCUCGGAGACAAUCUGGACAGGCAGCUGGCGAGGUUCCAGAAGAGGAGAGGCGACCGGGUCACUCCGCCUUUCCAGGGGGACGUGGGGGACUGCGUGGAGUCGCAGGAAGCCGCCGCGAUGCUGCCGGACGCUGACACGGGCCCCGUGGGCGACGUGUUCCAGAUCUACCUCCCCCAGCUGGUGGCGGCCCGCAGGCUGCUGUCCCAGGUGUGCUCCAUCGCCGACUCAGGUAGCCAGAGCCUGGACCUGGGCCGCUUCUCGAAGGUGGACUUCCUGGUCCUGGUGCCGCCCUCCGAGGUCUUGGUGCAUCAGACUGCGCAGCGCAUCCAACAGUCAGGGGUUCUCCUGGACUUGGGUCUGGAGGAUGCGUCUUCCGCCACUCAGAAGUCCGACAAAUACGUCGUCCGCCUGGACAGUGACGUCCACAGCAAAUUCGAGGCCUUCAUGAGGAAGGUCAAGCAGAACCCCUACACCCUGUUUGUCCUCAUUCAUGACAACUCACACGUGGAUCUGACCAGCCUGAUGGCGGGCUCGGUGUCUCACGGGGAGCUGCAGGGGCUGGCGGACAGGGUGAUCAACUGCAGGGAGGUCCUGAGCACCACCAACCUGCUGGUGCUGCAGGUCAGCUCCUUCCCCUUCACGCUGCAGACGCAGCAGUCCAGGAUCGGCAUCUACAACGAGGUGCACUGGCCAGCGCCGGAGAGCCUGGAGGAGUGCGGUCCCGAGGAGCAGGUCUACUUCGGCCUCGGGGACUACAGCCGCUCCCUGCAGUGGGGGAUGGCCAGCCCCAUCCUGAGGUGUGACGAUGCCUUCGAAAAAAUGGUCAACACCCUGCUGGAGAGGUACCCUCGCUUGCACAGCAUGGUAAUCCGGAGUUACCUUCUGAUCCAGCAGUACACCGAGGCCAUGAUGGCGCUGGUCGCCGUCUCCUCCCUGCGGGACCACGCCACCCCCGAGACCCUGGGCAUCGUGGACGACCUCAUCAGCGCCCCGGGCCGGGACAAGAGCGGGCGCGGCCACAUGCUGCUGAUCCGCGUGCCCUCGCUGCAGCUGGCCAUGCUGGCCCGCGAGCGGCUGGAGGAGGUGCGGGACAAGCUGGGCCUGCAGUUCCGCUUCGAGGUCAUGCUGGGCAGCCCCUCCGCCGAGCUCAGCCUGGCCAAGCACUUCGUCGCCCGGCUCAAGACCUGGAGGGGCUGUGAAAACGAAGACUGGGUGCCCCACACCUACGAAGAGCUGGAGGGGCUGCCGUGCAUCGUGAUCCUGACCGGGAAAGACCCCCUGGGGGAAACGUUCCCAAGGUCUCUCAAGUACUGUGACCUGAGGCUGAUCGACUCCAGCUACCUGACGCGCACCGCCCUGGAGCAGGAAGUAGGGCUGGCCUGUACCCAUGUGUCGCGUGGGGCGGUGCAGGAGCCGCUGGGGACCAUGGGGCUGUCCGAGCAGGAGCUGGACAAGGCGGCCUGCAGCGAGCACGACCCCGAUGAGCUGCACAUUGACCUGGAGAGGCCCCAGAGUAACGGCAGUGCUGUCACAGGCACCUCAGGCUCCAUCGCGGAGAACGGGGUGAGCUCCUCCAGCGUGGCGGACUCCUCCCAGAGGCCGGCCGGCUCCGGCUCCGGCUCCGGCUUCCAGAAGGUGGGCAGCAGCCUGGAGGACGAGGGGCUGAAGCAGGAGUGCGACUCGCAGGAGAGCCAGCUGGCCAGCAACGGCACUGCCGCCGCCCCCCAGCCGUCCUCGUCCAGCACGGCUUCCUCCUCCUCCUCCUCCUCCUCCUCCUCGCAGAGGCCUAGCCAGUCCACCGGAGGGGGCCGCAGCAGCCCGGCCGCCCAGCCGCGCGUGGUCAUCCUCUCGCGGGCCGCCUACAAGCUGUUUGUGGGGGAGAGGGCCGGCCAGAUGCACUCCUUCUCCCUCCUGCCCCACGCGGACGUGAGCUGGAGCAGCCCCCUGCGGCCCCUCUUCCACGGGGAGCUCGGCAGUGCGCAGCAGUCCCUCUACUACCGCCAGUGGACCACGGCCCGCCAGCACCACGCCGACUACAGCGCCCAGCCCGGCCAGGAGGGGGCGAGCUUGCACCCCCGGCGCCUGCUGCUCACCGGCCCUCCCCAGGUGGGGAAGACGGGAGCCUACCUGCAGUUCCUGAGGAUCCUGUUCCGCAUGCUGAUCCGCCUGCUGGAGGUGGACGUGUACGACGAGGAGGAGCUGGAGGAGGAAGUGCCGGACGUCUCCGAGUCCACCCAGCCCACGACUGACCAGUGGCCAGAUGUUGAAGCUAUCCGAAAGAUGCCCUUUGACCUCCUUCCCCGGGAUCCCAAGUUUCGCCACAGCAGUCCUGUCUACACAGACAAGCCGAACAAGUCCUUGCAAGGCUAUCACAAGGAGGUCAAGCAAGAAGUGCCUGCCAAGCGAGAGACUGUGUCAAUAAUGUUAACCAAGUAUGCUGCCUACAAUACCUUUCAUCGCUGUGAACAGUGCCAACAUUAUACAGAAGCCACCCCAGCCACUCAGCUGUCCGACUGCACCUUCCACACCUUCACCUUCUCCUCCUCCAUGCUGGGUGAGGAGGUCCAGCUGCAUUUCGUCAUCCCCAAGUCCAAGGAGCGGUUCUUCAUCUUCAGCCAGCAGGGCAGCCACCUGGAGAGCAUGGUGCUGCCCUUGGUGUCCGACAAGGAUCCGAGCUUGCUGAAGAGCCCCAUCUUCACUCCCACCACUGGGCGCCACGAGCACGGGCUCCUCAACAUCUUCCACGCACUAGAGGGCGCUGCCCACCUCCACAUCCUGGUGGUGAAGGAGUACGAGAUGCCCCUGUACCGCAAGUACUGGCCCAACCACAUCCUGCUCGUCCUGCCCGCCAUGUUCAACAGCGCCGGAGUGGGAGCCACCAGGUUUAUGAUCAAGGAGCUGUCCUACCACAACCUGGAGCUGGAGAGGAACCGCCUGGAGGAGCAGGGGGUGAAGAGGCAAGAUGUCUGGCCAUUCGUCAUCAUGAUGGACGACUCCUGCGUCCUUUGGAAUUCGCACAGUCCCCAGGACACUGGCAGCGAGGCAGCCGACGCAGGCCCCGGUUUCAGGAACGUGUCCCUGAAGUCGGUGAUCCAGCACGCGGAGGCCACGCCCAAGGUCACUCUGUACGCCAUGUGCGGCGUGCGCAAGUGGAGCAGCCGCCUGCGCAGACGGGGGCCCGGCACCGGCUUCUCUCGCUGCCACGUCCACGACUUCGUGCUCCUCAACGUGGACCUCACCCAGAACGUGCAGUACGACCUCAACAGGUACGUCUGUGAGGAGGUGGACUUCAACCUGCGGGUGAACAGCAGCGACCUCCUGAUCUGCCGCUUCAACAACUUCAGCCUCAUGAAGAAGCACAUCCCCUUCGGCGGACACAAGGAUCUGGUCAUUAAGCCCAAGCUGCUGGUGUCCGAGAAGCUGGCCUCCAUCAGCCCCUCUCAGUAUGUCUGCGCUCCAGACAGCGAGCACAUGGCCCUGAGUGCCCCGGCGCAGUUCCUGCUCGAGAAGUUCCUGCAGCACAGCAGCUAUAAGCUCUUCCCCAAGGCUAUCUACAACAGCAAGAACCCCGUCCUGUCCAUCGACAGCUACCUCAACAUAGGUGCAGAGGUGUCUGUGUUUUACGUGAGCUCCCGGCCACACUCUGUUAACCUGGACCACGAAGGGCUGGUGUUCAGCGGGCUGUUCCUCUACCUCUGUGACUCCUUCGUGGUGGCCGACCUGCUGAAGAAAUUCAAGUUCCUCAAAGGCGCCACGCUGUGUGUGAUCUGCCAGGACCGCAGCUCCCUGCGCCAGACCAUCGUGCGCCUGGAGCUGGAGGACGAGUGGCAGUUCCGCCUGCGGGACGAGUUCCGGACAGCCAACGGCAGCAACGAGCGGCCCCUCUACUUCCUCACGGGGCGCCACAUCUGAGCGCGCCCGCCCGCCCUCGCCUCGCCGCCCGAGAUGAUAAUCAAUAUGCGGAGAAUGUAACCCAGCGCUCGCUGGCCACAAUCAGUUCUGGACAAAACCCGAGCCGUGCCGCCCAGAGCUGUAGGCCUCUGACCACAUCUGGCACCCUACUCGCGCUCUUGCUUUCAGUACAAGAUGGCUGCCUGCCUGCCCCACACACCUUAAACUGCACUACUUUCGCACCAGAGGCCUCUCUAAAUCUCCGCUUCAGUCAGGCACGUGGGCACGUGCAGAUGCCUCACGGCCCAGGUGACUGAGGAUGCUCACGUGGGAGGGGCUUGUCCGGCGAUGCCCAAAGCGGGACGCCUGCUGAUCCGAUGUUGCGUGCGCAGCUCGUGGGAGCUGGCUCGGGUGUUCUUCUGAGGGGCUCGCGCCCCCUGGCGUGUGAAACGUCAAAGAUUGCCGACCAAGGGACAAGCCUGUGGUUUGCAUGCUUACUGUACUUGAUGUACAGUACAUCUCAGGGGUUUAAAAAAAGCUUAAUACUUUAAAGAAGAAAUAAUUAGUCUUGUUCUCUGAAUGUGAAGUGUUCCUGUUUCAUAUUGUAUCAUGUGUUUAAGCAGCGCAGAGCUGAGGAUGAGCAGGUGCUGACACGCAGACUUUGUUGGUCUGUGUCUCCCUCCUCCUGUCCCUCCCUACAUUCCUCCUUUCUUAUAAACAGUGCAGAUCGACUCCAGAAUGUGAGAGCAGCCCAGGGAAAGUUCCCAACUGGGGAAGCUGAAAGCGCAAUUUUGCUGUUGAACAGGGAUAGAAAACACCAGUCUAUUUUCAUGAAACUUGUUCUAGCCCGCCUAUCGCCUGCAGCUGAGGCAGGGCAAGCCAAAAAACGGCGUUGACAUGGCUGCUAUUGGACUGUGACUUGUUGCCAGCCAUGUGAUGUGCCUUGUUAGUGGUGAACUGUUAUCCACAACCUGAAUGUGACAUUUCGUAGAGUUGAGUGAGGCAGCCCCGCCAUUCAGGUUUUUUACACAGGUAUAAACACAAUCUUGUGCAGUGUUGCAAUGCAGGGGAAAGGCAGGCUUCAGUGUCUGUGUGACAAGGUUGUGUCGGCGCUGUCCUAGAACAGCAAUGCUCGAGCAGCCUGCAGCUGUGAGAGAGCGGCACAGCGCAUGUGGCCUAUACGUACACCAGUUGCUGCGACUGAAAGAUGAGCUUUAUCUGACGCGUUGCACAGAUGAAGGUGAAUCGUGCCGUUAUCUUCACUUAGACGGGAUGUCCUCUUGACUUAUGGAAUGUACUAAAGGCACUAACCACCAGAGCCCGCGGGGGCUAGGGGACUGGCAGGUGAGUGCUGUAGUGUGCUCCCUGCUCUUCCCCUCCCCAUCACCAGGGGCUGCAGACUCCUGUCUGCCGCUCGCUCGGCGGGGGCUGUGGGGGUGUGCCUCGUGCCUGGUACCCUGGUUCUUAAAGGCCCGGAAAGGCUGAGCAAGACUGAAAAGAGUCUGUUUUUUCACCCACGUUUGCUAUUUCUCCUAACACGAAUGCCUUUGCGCCGUGCCUCAUGACGUAGUGGAAGCCCCGUGCGUCGCUGGCGUGUCGGUGCUCUAGGUGGAGGUCACUGCGCGAUGCCCGCAACACUGACGCGUUGUUUUACACGGUCGAGAAUACCUGACCUUCAGUUUUUAACAACACGCAGCGUUUGUGUGUUUGUGAGACUAUAUAGUAAGAAUGUAAACGCAACACAGUUUUCAGCUUUCAUAGACCAAAGUAAACAGUUCUAUUUCAAUAAAUACAGUAAGUGGUCAGAUUUUUUUCUAACAUUUAAUAUUAACUGCACAGAGUAGUACAAAGAAUAUGCCUUACAUAUAAAACUUUGAUUUUUAUAAAUCAGGGUUGCCAAUCAUGCUAUUGUCUUGAUACUUACUGAUGGAGAGACCUGAAUUGCAGAGACCUGUUUUUUACUCCACAUUUUCAUUAACUGACCCCAUAAAAAUGAAAACGUGCACCCCUGUUUCCCCGGGCCCUCUGGCCUUCUGGUCUUACGGAGCUAUGGUGAUUGACUACAGUUCCCAAGGCUUAUUUAUCCAGAAGGUCUUUUUGCUUUGAUCCUGUUGGGUGGACAGCUGAGCUUUUAAAAGUUAUUUUGGGCUGAAAUGUUUUAGACGUUGAAGUGAGAACAACUGACAAUAGGAUAAAGAAAUUGUGCAUUUUUACUUUUAUUUUCUUAACAUGCUUCGUAUCAUUUUGCCUUGCUUGGCUUGGACACUGGGCUGGACAAUUGGCUGCAAAUAGAUUUGGAUCCGAGCUGCGAUCCUACAGGCUAUAGAGGGGAACUCUAGAAUUACGUUUCUACAGCAGGGGCCUGUUAAAGCCAUUCUUUUAGGGAAGGCAAAAAUAUCAGGAAAGAUAGCAUGGAUUAGCAUUAAUUUAUAUGACUCGCGUUGGCAUGAGUUGAUGGGAAAGGGGCACUUUUAUUGAAAAUGAGUACACAUUUUGAUUUGAUCCGAACUCACAGCUUUGUGUUUACUCAGGGCCGUUGUCCUUGUGUACACAGUUAACAUUUGAGCCUUUCUUACUGACUAUAAAAUGAGGUGGUUGGUCACCCUGAUGUACAUUCGGCACCAGCGGUCCAGUCCACCAUGCUGGGAUCGCUGGGGUCAGGACUCUCUACUCUAAACGUGGAGCACAGACCAAUUUGGAUGAAGGCACCUGCUACUCCUGCAUCUGUACAGAGGGAAGGAUGUGUUUUAGUGUUAGGUCUGUCUUAAAAUGAGACAAGCAGUGUUUACAAAAUCUAGUAUAAUAUAUUAAAUCAACCCUACCAGCAAUUAGGGUUUCAUAUUUUGUAAUCAGCAGUCACUUUGUCAGUGCUUUAAUAUAUUUCUGUAAAUGUGGUCGCCUAGGCACAAAGAAUCUACCUAAAUUUCUUUACCACUUGUGUAUGUCUAGCAUUUCUACUUUGAAAAAUAUAUUUAAAACAAAAAGGAAAAUCCUUUUUUGAGAAGGAUCAUUAUUUAUUGAAAGAGGGUUUUGAGCGGAUAAUCAUUUUAGUUUGUAGGUGACCACGUGCAGAAGGUUUCGGCUAUGUUUUUAUAUCGUGAGAAGGCGCAUUAAAACUUCACACAAGACCACUUUGCACAGCAUCACUGAAAUCUACUUUGUACUGUUCUGUAUGUUAGUGUGGGCUGAGAAACGUCUAUGCCUAGAGAAAGCAGAAACUUGCACUACAAGCUGAAACUGGUAGCCAGUUCUGAGUAGUCUUAAUCUUAUACUAAAUCCAUUAGGUAAUAAAGAAAAACUACUGAAAUUCAACAGUGGAUGUGAAGUAUUUUGUUCUUGGUUGUAGAAAAUUAGUUGUGCACAUAACUUAUGCAAUUUGCUUAUGGAAAUUUCCAGAGAUGCAUUGUUUGAAUUGCUGCUUUAAAAUUCAAUACUUUUCUUUUUCUAUAUGUGUAAAGAAAGAUAAGCCUAGUGGCGUCCUUGUCGCCUGUGUGAUCUACCUCAUAUUUACCAUUUUUUUGGACCUGUGAAUACAUUGUUGGAAAUGUGCUUUUUGGUUAACUUGAUGAAUGUAAUAAACUGACGUUUAAACACA
Lepisosteus oculatus (spotted gar) is the source of this 11213-nucleotide messenger RNA. The record is from RefSeq and is a predicted model, not a curated record. Lineage: Eukaryota; Metazoa; Chordata; Actinopteri; Semionotiformes; Lepisosteidae.